Cyclospora cayetanensis is the source of this 615-nucleotide messenger RNA. RefSeq lists its product as uncharacterized. The record is from RefSeq and is a predicted model, not a curated record. The transcript has 4 exons. NCBI's taxonomy places the organism in Eukaryota, Apicomplexa, Conoidasida, Eucoccidiorida, Eimeriidae. The coding region runs from base 1 to 615 and encodes 204 amino acids.
AUGCCUUCUCUCAAGGAUCUGAAAAACAUUGUGUUUGCCGACAGCGAUGCGUUGAAGCUACUGCAGCAGGUGCAAGAAGUUGCAGUUCCUAACCACCCUGCGUAUCCAGACCUCUUCGGAUGCUCCUUUCUCUACGCCAGUACGGCCGAAAAGCCUUCUCCUUUCUUAACGUUCCAUGGCGCGAGUGGGCGUGGGAGUGAGGGGGGUGGGGGUGAUUUGUGGCUGGUGGCAUCUCUAGCACUCUCGACAAGCGAACGCGGUUUUCUUACAACUGCUGAGGAUCUGGCGUGGGAAGUGGGAGUCCUCGUCGCGUGCACCUCCAAGGGGAGCAUGCUGUGUGCGUCUGCGGCUCUUGUUAAGGUGUUUACGUAUGGCUGGGAGAAGGAUGUGACGGAGGAGGAGUUUCGAGGCCUCCUUCGCCAGCUGCGAAUUUUUCCUUCGGGCAUUGUACGCCUCCACAUGGAAGGCUGGGAAGAAUCAGGCUUCUUUUUGCAGUUCGAUCGCAUGCGGGAUGUCAAGCUCGUGAUGGUCGACAUCCACUUCGAAGACGAACAGAUUUACGCUGAUGAAGACGAAGCGGCAGACUCGGACCUCGACGAACCAAUCGACUACUAG